Brassica rapa (field mustard) is the source of this 1522-nucleotide messenger RNA. Its product is annotated as 14 kDa proline-rich protein DC2.15. NCBI's taxonomy places the organism in Eukaryota, Viridiplantae, Streptophyta, Magnoliopsida, Brassicales, Brassicaceae. The record is from RefSeq and is a predicted model, not a curated record.
GUUCUAUUCUCGUCAAAAAAAUUGAAACUGAUGUAAAUAUCAGCUUACUGUUUGGUUUGACUGCUUCACAAUAUUUGGCACCUUUGCUAUAUCUAAUGCAUAUCGUUUUAAAUUUUUAAACAUGUGUUAUUUUAUGUAUUUUUAUAUAAAUAUAAAGAAAACUCACAUAUUUAGUAAUAUUUAAUAACAUUUUGGCGAGAUAGCUAUUUUCUGAUUGGUUCCCGUUCAGUAACUAAGAUCCAAAAUAUUUGUAUUAACUUGUAAUAAAAAAUUUAAUAUCUGGAAAAAGUGGCAGGCCAUACCAAGAUUAAUUUAUAUGCUUGAUGUAUAAUUCCAUUAACACUUUCUUUCUGUUUUAUUGCUGUUUUGAUUAAAUUAUAAGACAUGUAUAUAUUUGAUAAUACAAACGAUAUCUGCUGUUUUGAUUGAGGCAAUAAUAUAAUGGUUAUUGCAUGUUACAUGUAACAUGUAACCAACCACUUACAAUCCUUGACAGUUUGCAAAAUCAAUCAGAUCAUAAUAAAUUCUAGUUUAGUAAUAGUUUUAUCAAAAUAAUGAUUCUGUCGUUUCCUUCCCUCUUUGUAGUAAAAAAAUAAAUUAGCCAGUCUCAACCAAAUUCGCCUAUUAAAACCCUAGCACUUUCUCCAUAUUCUUCACACAAACAUCACAAGCUUUUUAAAGAGAGAGUGUUUAGUUUUUCUUUUAACUUAUAUAUUACAAAACCUUUAUAACCCACUCAUAUACUCAUCAAUGGCUUAUUCUAAGAUUGCUCUCCUCCUCAUUUUGAAUGUCAUUUUCUUCACCUUGGUCAGCUCGAAUCCAGUCCCUUACCGCAAACCCACUUGUAAAAAUGCUCUUAAAUUCAAGGUGUGUGCCAAUGUGUUGGAUUUGGUUAAGGUUUCUCUACCAACAAGAUCCAAAUGUUGCGGACUUAUCAAAGGUCUAGUUGAUCUUGAAGCCGCAGUUUGUCUCUGCACUGCCUUAAAAGCUGAUCUCCUUGGCCUCAAACUAAAUGUUCCCAUUUCAUUGAGUGUUAUCUUAAACCACUGUGGUAAGAAGGUUCCAUCUGGUUUCAAAUGUGCCUAGUGGUUGCGCAGUUUUAAACUGAGACUCUAAACCAUUACUUCAAAAGUUCAUUUCUUGUUUUGAGAUAUCUAUUUGUUUCUACCAGUAUCCAUUGUUGUACUUUUUACAUGUUUAAUCAAUAAAAUAAGAAGUUUUGGUUCAGAAAAAUUGAAAUAAAAAGUUGCUUAUUCUUUUUAAUUAAUUGAUGCUCUUAAUUUUCAGUGUUACGUGUUAUUACAGUACUGUUCCAUGAACCUUUUAAACAUGAAAUAGAUGCAACCGAUUGAAUAUUUUAUUUAUUAGAUUCCUAUUAGCAUGUACAUAAUCUUGCAUGCCAUCAUCGUAUACUCUGUCCCUGUUGACACAUAUUAACCAAUUGAAAAUUUAAUAAUCAGAGGAGCAUACUUUUAAUGAUUGAUUGAGACCCAACCAGCAAAUAAUUAAAUCACCAACACAA